Messenger RNA from Cladocopium goreaui, 1611 nucleotides. Lineage: Eukaryota; Dinophyceae; Suessiales; Symbiodiniaceae. The record is from the annotation of a GenBank genome assembly.
AUGAACAACGGCAAGUGGGCUGGAUCCUACGAUGAGGCCAGGCGCGACCGGGAGUGGCUGAUGCAUGAGAUGGACGGAGGGCGCGACUUGAAGCCCACCGAAAAGAUCUCUGUUCCUGAGUUCGGUGGGGAUGGUGCCAACGACUCUGAGGUCGGAAAAUCGGCCAGAUCGUAUGUGAGAAAAGUGCAAGUUUGGUUGCGGUGCACUCGUUUGCCGCCCAGCCAGAGGGCGCUUGCUCUUUAUAGCAACCUCUCUGACAGGGCCUGGGUGUACGCCGAGGAGCUUGACAUGGACAUCCUCGGCUCCCCUAGCGGGGUUGACUACUUUCUGGAGUGGAUCCAGACUAGAUUCAUGGAAGUUGAGGUGUCGAAGAUUUCUCAAAUGAUGAAUGACUUGUUCAGGAGAUGCAAGAAACGUCCAGAACAAUCAGUCCGUGAGUUCAACGUAGACUUUGAGAGAAUGGUGCUGCGUCUGCAUGAGGUCAGAUGCGAGUUGCCCCCCUUGGUGAAAGCCUGGCUCUACGUGGACAAGCUCCGGCUGAGCGAGGCAGAAGAGCUUGCUUUGUUGGCGAGCUGCAACAACGAAUAUGAUUGCCGCCGUUUGCAGCAAGCGGCGAUGAUUCAGGACCGAACCCUUCGGCAUGGUUUUGGUGGGAGCAACAGUGCCCCCAACGACAAGGGGUGGAAAGGCAGCCGCUGGAAGCAAUCGGUGCACAUGACCGCCGUGCAGGAUGAUGGCGGCACCAGUGAUGAAGAGAAUGAGCCCAAUGACGAUGAGAACAUAGAGUUGGUCGACGAGCAAGUCGCCCAAGAACAUCACUCGGCCUACAUGGCCUAUCAAGGAGCCAAAGCUCGCUACAAGGAGACUGUGAAGGGCCGUGGCCUCGACUCCGAUGCCUUGAAGCAGCGUGCUGAGGAACGGCUGCGCCUAGCUAAGGCUCGCAGCUACUGCUCGGCGUGCAAGCGCAGAGGACACUGGCACAAGGAUGAGAUUUGCCCCCUGCGACAAGGUGCAAAGAAUGCCUCUGCCCCGGAUGAGAAGCAGGUGCACUUCACCUCUAGCCGUCUUCAUGAAUGCCAUGCUGUGGUGAACACCUGCUUUGCGACGACUGCUGGAGAGCUUGAACAUGGUCGAGGUGAUGAGUUUCUCGCCAUAGUUGACACGGCCUGCACCAAGUCGGUGGCAGGCUAUCCUUGGUUUGAGAAGUUCUACAAGACAGCAGAUGCGCUGGAGAUUCCUUUCCAGAUCCUCGAAGAGAAGGACAGCUUCAAGUUCGGAGCUUCCAAGGUGUUCGUGUCACACUUGGCAGUGAGAGGGUGGUUUGCCAUUUGCGGACAGUGGUUUGCUGUGAAGGUAGCCAUAGUUUACCUAGUUGACUGUUCCGGUGGCACUCGUGCCUGGGCUGGUGGUGGGGUUGUUGGUGGCUCUUGCCUUGCUGUGGCUUUGCCCCGCUGCACUGCCCGGGUCGGGGUUGCUGGCUGUGGGGUUUGCCUCACCUCCUUCUUGUCUCCUGUCUUCGUCUCCUGGGGUUUUUCUCCCUUGCUGGUUCGCUCGCGCCCGCGUCGCUUCUCUCUCCUCGCGUCCUUUGGUUUCUGGGCAUGGAUUUCUUGA